Molecule: messenger RNA, 2645 nt
Organism: Poecilia reticulata (guppy)
Lineage: Eukaryota; Metazoa; Chordata; Actinopteri; Cyprinodontiformes; Poeciliidae
Gene: qsox1
Product: quiescin Q6 sulfhydryl oxidase 1
Biological process (GO): protein folding
Cellular component (GO): Golgi membrane
Molecular function (GO): protein disulfide isomerase activity; flavin-dependent sulfhydryl oxidase activity
Source: RefSeq, a predicted model, not a curated record
AGAGACCGGUGGAAGGGGAGAGCUUGUCUUUGCUGCUCUGUGGGUUUUGGCACUUCGCUCGGCAGUGGGAGGGCCCACUCAGGGUGCUGACCUAAAACAAAUAGUGGGCAGAACAAGUUGAGAGAAGUUUGUGACAGCGGUUCAGAGCGUGUCGCAGCUCGAGAGUCGCGGCUAGCGGUGCAGCUGUUGCUCGGAUGGGGAAGAUGGCGCGGCGCUGCGGCCGUGCCACGUCUCGGUUUAGUGAAGAACACGAGAUUUCUGUCAGCAUGACAGCGACUGCAGCCUUUUUCAUCUGCUUGUGUCUCGCCUUUCCUCCUGCCGCCGAGGCCGGACUGUACACGGCUUCGGACCAGAUCGUGCUGCUGUCAGAGCAGAAUGUGGGCUCGGUUCUGGUUAACUCCUCCGCUGCUAUGGUCGUGGAGUUUUACGCGUCGUGGUGCGGACACUGCAUCUCGUUUUCUCCCAUUUAUAAAAAGCUGGCCAGAGACAUCAAAGAGUGGAAACCAGCAGUGAACAUGGCUGCUAUAGACUGUGCUGCUGACGAAAAUGUAAAAAUUUGCACAGAGUACAAAAUCAGAGGAUAUCCCACCGUAAAGUUCUUCCAUGCCAACUCAUCCGCAAAUUCAUUAGGGACGCCCUACAGAGGUUUUUCCCGUGAUGUUCGAGAACUUCGCCACAUGAUCAUAGAUAGUCUGGAGUCUCCUGGUGACCCCUGGCCCCCCGCCUGCCCUCCGCUGGAGCCCACCAGCGAAGCAGAGAUCAACAACUUCUUUGAAACCAACACGGUCCAAAACCUGGCCUUAAUCUUUGAAAAUGACAAAUCCUACAUCGGCAGAGAGGUGACCCUUGACCUGCUGCAGUUUGAGAACAUUACUGUGAGGAGGGUUCUGGACACGGAGGAACAUCUGGUGUCCAAACUGGGAGUGACAGAGUUUCCCUCCUGCUACCUCUACUAUCCAGAUGGGCAGUUUGAGAGACUCGUAGUCAAGUUUGAAGUUCGCACCUUCUACGUCUACGCCCUCCAGAGGCUGCCGGGUGUGGUGCGCUCAGGGAAACCUCCAUCCGUCUUCACAGAGCUCCUUAAGAACCGCACAGAAGAGCCCUGGAGAGAUUUCAACAGUUCCCGGGUGUACAUGGCAGACCUGGAGUCAGCGCUGCAUCAUUCGCUGCGUGUGGAGCUGGCUUUCCAAAGUGUCAUCAACGGACAGGCUCUGACUGCUCUGAAAGAUUACAUCUCUGUCCUGUCAAAGUACUUCCCCGGCCGUCCUGUGGUGAUGAACUUGUUAAAGUCUCUGAACUCUUGGCUACGGAACCAGAAUAAAGGUCCGAUUUCCUACAAAGCUUUUAGAGAGAGAGUGGAUAACACAGCACAGGUUCCAGAUGCUGCGUUGCCUGAGGGAGUGAGGUGGGUGGGCUGCCAGGGUUCACAACCCCACUUUAGACGUUAUCCUUGUGGGGUCUGGACCCUCUUCCACGUUCUCACUGUCCAGGCCAACAACAUUGGAGGCUCAGAGCCAAAGGAAGUGUUAAAUGCAAUGAGAAACUACAUCCACAACUUCUUCGGCUGCAGAUAUUGCGCAGAUCACUUUGAGAACAUGGCGAGGGAGGGUCUGGAUGUGGUGACUACGCUGCCGUCAGCAGUCCUGUGGCUGUGGUACCGUCACAAUCGAGUCAAUAACAGAAUUGCAGGUGAUUUGAGUGAAGACCCUUUCUUCCCAAAGAUCCAGUGGCCGUCCCCGGAAAUGUGUCCAUCCUGCCACACGGUGAAGAACAACGGAGAGCACAGCUGGAACGAGGCGCAGGUCAUUCCCUUCCUCGGGUCCCACUUCUCCUCGAGCCGCAUCCUAACAGAUUAUCUUGAGGAUGAAGACAAGAUUUUGGAAACGCAAAGGGCAAAACAUUCCCGUCAGCUGCAAGAGUCAUUGGCUCAAAGACAUGUAGAGAGAAUAGUUAGGGAAGCCUCAAACCCCAUUACAUCUCCGCCGCCAUCAUCUGUGCAAGAAGGGGUGGAAGACGAGGGGCUCCAAGAGGGAGAAGAGGGACCACAGGAUGAAACGGAGGCUUAUGAGGAGAACAACGAAGGUGGGGAGGAAAAUCCAGCGCCUGCAGCUAGUGACCGCGGCCACCAGCGGGCUCACCGGAUACCAAGCAUCAUCGGGAUGAGGCUGCAUCCGAGGAGGGAAGACAUCGUGGACCUCGACUCGUUUGUGAACCAGCAUUUCAAGGCCAAGGCUUUGCAACUGGCCGCUUCCAGCCUGGUUAAGCAACGCACCCUGCAAACAAAGGUAGAGCAGGAGCCCCGCCCAGCGUUCAACCUGGGCAUGGAGCUGGACGCAGGACUCGGCAUGGUGGGCCUGCAGCCAGUGGAUGAUUUCAAUGAGCUGAAUUCAAUUCACCAAGGAAAGGGGCUGAAAAAGCGAGAGCUGGCAGGGCAAUAUUUCAGGAGGGAGGCUGAGUUUGACCACAGAGGCCACUGGAUGUCUGUGAUUACCAUCGGUUUCUCAAAUCUAGACAUUAGCCUGUGUGUCAUUCUUUAUACCCUUUCUUUCACGUGUCUUCUAGCCAUGUGCGUUUUCUUUAGAAACCACCUCAGGAGACGGAGGUUUAAAUUCGCUCUGCCUUGAACUAAACGUGUAAAAAUUUCA